Scylla paramamosain (green mud crab) is the source of this 713-nucleotide messenger RNA. It is a transcript of the gene Polr3I, whose product is annotated as DNA-directed RNA polymerase III subunit RPC9-like. Gene Ontology annotation, cellular component: RNA polymerase III complex. Gene Ontology annotation, biological process: transcription initiation at RNA polymerase III promoter. Gene Ontology annotation, molecular function: nucleotide binding. Lineage: Eukaryota; Metazoa; Arthropoda; Malacostraca; Decapoda; Portunidae. The record is from RefSeq and is a predicted model, not a curated record. The transcript is spliced from 4 exons. Bases 229 to 642 code for a protein of 137 amino acids.
AGACGACUUCCUUGCUCUUCAGUUUGUGAUGAACUGCAAUCUAAUAUAAAGAGACGUAGAGUAGCAGUAGAAAAAAAAAAAAAAAAAGUUGUACAAUGAGUGGCAGACGCGGGCACAGUGAGCGGGGGCGAGGUCUGCUGUGUGGUGGUGCCAAAACAAACCCACGUGGUUCAACGCUCACUCACCAGCAGACGUCACCACAACAGGAGUCUUGUCACCACCACCACCAUGGAAGUAGUGAACAGCAAAGGAGCAGUGUUAAGUAACUACGAGGUAUUCACACUGCUGCAGGAGGUGUGCCAGCAGAGCAGCAAAGGGAAGCGCAACAUUACUAUGACCCAGACCCACCUGGCCAACAUUGCCUUUGAUACGCUAAAAUACUUGGAGAAGACGCCAUGCAAGGGCCAAAGUCCAGAGGUUAUCCACAGAUUUCUUGAGGCCACCAAAGACUUCAAGCUGACCAAAGCUGAGAAACUGCAACUGAUCAACCUGAGGCCAACGACACCAGUGGAGAUGCAGCUGAUCAUUGAGGAGAGUGAGGACCGGCUGACAGAGGAGCAGGUGGAGGAGCUCAUCUCCCUGGUGGAGCUGCACUUACCAGACCCGGCCUCAACACCACAGAUGGCCAAUGGGCCACAAUAACCCUCGGCCCCCUUGCUAACACUUAUUUAUAAAUUAUGUUUUGUUUUUUAUGGAAUAAAUUUUUGUAUUAA